This is a messenger RNA of Closterium sp. NIES-67, 3594 nucleotides long. NCBI's taxonomy places the organism in Eukaryota, Viridiplantae, Streptophyta, Zygnematophyceae, Desmidiales, Closteriaceae. The record is from the annotation of a GenBank genome assembly.
GGCCACCCAGGUCUUUCUGUCUGCGAAGUCAUUGACAAAGAGUUUCUCACCACGCUCCCAUUCGGCCAAGUCUUUCUGGCCCUGACGUUUCUUGGACGCGGCGACUUGCUGGCAGAAGAGAGACCGCCAUCGAAUACUUUAACAAAAUUCUGGGACCGCCAUCUCCUUUUAGCGUGCUUCUUCCUUUUCAAUGGCACACUAGCCACUACCAGCUGAGCUUAGUCUUCUAACACCAAGUCAGUUGGGCCUUGAUAUUCCUACUCCAGAGCUCGCAUCCCAGUUCACGGGAAACACGGCGGUAGGAGCUCAGAUGGCUGCGGCGGUUUUGCACGUUUCGUCACCAGGAAGCGGUACGCCGCGACAAUCAUGUGAGGAACGGCAAUCGUGUGAGGGCGACGAAUCGCCGGCGUCCACGGGCGAGCAAUCGCCGGCGACCACGGGCGAGGCGACCACGGGCGAGGAAUCUCCGGUGACCGCUACUCCAGCUUCCCAUGCUCAAGCCCUCCCCAGCGACUGGCGUGCCCGGAUUCAAGCUUCCGACGCUUCAAGCUUCACAGGGUCCGAGGGGGAGCGACUACCCGCUCGGGCCGUUCCCGGCGACUGUCUUGCCAGAAUCCAAGCUUCCGACGCUUCCAGCUUCACAGGUUCCGAGGGGGAGCGACUACCCGCUCAAGCUCUCCCCAGCGACUGUCUUGCGAGCAUUUUCAGCCAUCUAACGGACGUUAGAGACGUGGCACGAGCGGGCGCCACGUGUCGCUCCUGGUGGCGCUGCUACAGCGACGUCGUUCGCAAGUCAGUGAGCUGCCUGAGUCUGGCGCCGAACCCGCUCUCGCUGGAGUGGGAGCCGUUGUACAGCCGGCCGUUGUUCCCGCCGCCGCCACUUGUCAACCAGCCGUUGUUUCGGGAUUCUUUGGUCAGGCAGCCGUUGCUACGGCAGCUGUGCCUCCAGAAUGUUCGUCCAGAUUCAACGAAUCAGCUGCUGAAUCUGACCGGUCUUACGGCACAGGGCGAAUCCGCCGGUUUGUUUAUGGAUGAUGGUCAAGGAUCCGCCGGUUCCUCUAUAAAUGGUCGAGACUUGCGCUGCUGCUUGGAGGAUCUUCAAAGGUCCCCUUCGCUGCGACCAAGAGUCGAUGAAGCCAUGGCCGCUUAUAUCGGAGCAUCAGCAACGCUCCCUUUACUCUCGGGCGAAAGCUGCUUGAAUUCCCGAACAUCACGCUCCUUGGCUCUAUCCUCGUUACAAGACGUUCUUCGUCUCGACACCCCUCCGAGUACCAUAUCUUGGCCGCUGCACCGCGUUGCCUCAAUGCUGCGAAGCUUCCCACUGCUCGCAUCCCUCCACCUCCCGUUUCUAUCACAUAUCGGUGCUGGCUCCACCCAGGAUGGCAUUGAACCCGAGUGUCACUAUAUUGACGCCGUCUGCCGCCUGGUUGCGAGCUGCUGCCCGUCCCUCCGCCAUUGUCACAUCCAAUUCGGCCGGCGACUUCAAGGCGGCAGAACGAGCCAACACCCGUUACUAGUCACAGGCACUAACUCCCGCUCCCAACCACGUACAGUCACUCCCUUCGUCAAUCAAGAAUUUGCAGAUCCAAACGACAUCCAUUCAAGUCUGGCUGAGAUCAUCACAGAUUCAGACAACAACCCCCACUCUAACCCUCCUUCAAACCCACAUCUCGGCCUUGCUUGGCUUUUCCACAAGUGCCCAAGCCUCGUCUCCCUCCACCUCAUCAGCUCCAGCGCCUCCCCCGCCUGUCUCGACCUCUCGCCGUCCCUCAUCCCUCUCUUUUCGCGCCUCACUCGCCUCUCUCUCUCCCUGAAAACCAUCCCUCCCUCGCUCCUUCCCUCCCUCACCGCACUCAACUCCCUCACCCUCCACGUGUCCGACCCUGCCUGCCCCGUCACCUGCUCCUCCGCCCCGUUCACUCGCCUCUCGUUAUUGUCACACCUGGAGCUACGUCUCGGUCCUAAUUGGGCGACAGCGUACCCAGUCCCCCGGCUCUUCCAGGACAUGUUUUCCGGGCUGCAGGCGUCGCUCACCUCCCUCUCUCUCACCCUCCCGUUUGUAGCACACCUGCCAGUGUCACUCUGGGAGCUGACGUCUCUCCGCUCGCUCUGCAUCAUCAAUCCGGCGUUUCAUCCUGGCGUGCAGAGGCCUGAGUACAUGUCCGGGGUUUCCGGCUUGCGGCAUUUGACCUGUCUGCAGCUGCUGGGCCAUACUGUGCCUGGGCUAGUCAUGGGGGCUCUUGGGGGGGAUAAUCAGGAGGAAAGGAACGUCGGGGACGACCAGGGAGAGCAGGUGCUCGGGAAUCCUGUCCCGGGGCUAGUCCUGGGGGCACUAGGAGGGGGUGUUCAGGAGCAAGGGAGCGUUGGGGAGCAGCGGCAGCAGCAGCAGCAGCAGCAGCAGGGACGCGGCCAGGCGAGUGGAUUGCAGCUGACUCAGCUUCGCAUGUCUCGCGGCACGGUGGCAGUGCUGAAGGCAGAGCUCGUGAUCCGCCAACCGGAAGCCCCACAAGGCACAGCAGCAUUGCAAGGGGCGGAGGGUGACGGGGCGGGCGAGGGGGCGGGUGAGGGGGCGGGUGACGGGGUGGGUGCGGGGGCGGGUGAGGGGGCGGGUGAGGGGGUGGGGGAGGAGAGACUGAUCGAGGAGCUGGAGGUGGAUGGGGACCUGCUAGCAGCUGCGGCAAAGAGAGGAGCCUUCCUGCCCCAUUCCCUCCGCGUCCUCUCUGUCACCCCAUCGCCAGCUGUCGCUCCCUCCUUCCUCCCCCAAACCGUCCGCCUGGACGUUUCUUCCCUGGCGUCCAUCAGCCUCCGGGUGCUGAAGAUCUCUGGUGUUUACCUAAGCACGAGGGGUAAUUCUGCGCUUGGGAGUGGCUGUGAUGCAUGUUUCUUCCCCAACCUGCUGCUGCUGGAGCUGAGAGGUGUGCAGACGUGGCAUGGAAAAGGCCUGAAGAAACCCCUGGUGAAGCUGGCACGGCUGGCACGUUCUGCAUCGCCCUUUAGCAAUUUCCGCCACCAGCUGCUGCAGCACUGCCCCAAUCUUCAGAUCUUGCAUAUGGACUCUCUUCCCCACUCCUCCCCGCUUCCUGUGCUGCGGAGCCUUGGAGUGCUGGUCAUUGGUUCGUAUGCUGACUCUGGCGCAUCCCUCGCUUCCCUCUCUCAGUUUGUGUCACUGCACACCCUUCGGUUCAAUGGCAUUCCCAGUGGUGUUAGUGGCGUGUUGGGUGGAACCAUCUCCUGUCCCCCGAAUCUACAGAGGCUGCAGAUUUGUGCGCAAGGCAUCACACAUCUUCCCCGCUUCACAUGGAAAUUCACGACGAUUACUCAGCUGGACCUAAUCAAUUUCUCCAAGCUGAAGACGUCUCCCGAAGACGUGUAUUCUCGUUUUCCUUCUCUUCAAUGUUUGAGAGUGGACGGUUUAAGGCGUUAGUUCUAAGAGGAGAUACUUAUGUGUUAUGUGGUCAUAAUGUACGCUACCGAUCAGCAGUCGUGGCUGUUGAAUCGGUGCAACUAGGACGGGUAUGCGCGCCUCUGAAGAGGAGGGAAGGUUCAAAUUGUCUGCCACAGCCAAGCAACCACCAAUGAACGAUGUCAGGCGCC